This is a messenger RNA of Paraphaeosphaeria sporulosa, 1697 nucleotides long. Its product is annotated as Zinc/iron permease. Gene Ontology annotation, molecular function: metal ion transmembrane transporter activity. Lineage: Eukaryota; Fungi; Ascomycota; Dothideomycetes; Pleosporales; Didymosphaeriaceae. The record is from RefSeq and is a predicted model, not a curated record. Bases 160 to 1509 code for a protein of 449 amino acids. Gene Ontology annotation, biological process: zinc ion transport; transmembrane transport. Gene Ontology annotation, cellular component: membrane. The transcript has 3 exons.
CGCUCCUCGAGCCUCAGCCCCUUCCCAAACAUCACACGCUUCUUGCGACAGGGCCGCAAGUAAUGACGAUAGACUUUCCCUAGCAUUGCCCAGCCCCUUUUCCUCGUCGACCGUUUUUGCUUCCGUAAGAGACAGGACCAACACGGGUCAGCCGCCAUCAUGUGGGACGGUCUGUUUAUGUUGCUCGCCCUGAGCACCAUCAUGGGUAUUGCCUCCUUUCUGGCCGGCAUUCUCCCGCUCUCCUUCAACCUGUCUCCGCGUCAGAUCCGCACCGUCUCGCUGCUCGGCACCGGCGUGCUUGUAGGCGCAUCCCUCAUCGUAAUCAUCCCAGAGGGCAUCGAGACCAUGUAUGGCGCCGCCAUCAAAAGCCAUGCUCAUAACGUGCCGCACCCGCAACCCAAGAUCCCGUCCGGGCACACCCAGCAGAAAGGGACACUCAACCCUGCUGAGUUCGUGCCGGAUCAUGUCAGAGCUGAAGCGCUGCGGACAGACUUUACAAAGACAGGCGCCGUCAAGGCCCCUGAUGCGGCUAGCAUCAUUGUGAAGAGGACACCGGAGACGCCCCCGGUUGACAGCUACAAGCAGCGCGCAGACAAGAACAAGAAGGGCAAGGCCGAGGAGGAGCACAAGGAGCCCCAGAAGGGCGGCGACGACGACUCGACCGAAGGCCACAGGGAGGGCCAUACGCGCGUGCACGGGCCGGAAGAGGACGAGCAAGUGGCAACGCCGGUGGAUGCAGACAUGGAAGGACCUCACGGAUAUAUUGGUGUUGCGCUGAUACUCGGCUUCAUCCUCAUGUUUGUUGUGGACCACCUUCCUGAAGCACUCUCGAAUGCAAAAUCGCAAUAUCAGUCGCUGCACAUCUCGCUAUCGAACCUACAUCGCGGUCCACAUAAUUCGUCUUCGAUGAGCUUGAACGCUUUGACUCCCGGAUCGCCGCCGCCAGAACCGCUCACGCCUCUUCCACCGCACGUUUCGAAGCCUCCCCGCUCAUCUGCGACCACCAUUGGACUGGUGAUCCAUUCGUGUGCUGAUGGUAUCGCAUUAGGGGCCUCUUCAACUGCACCUUCAACCUCGCUAUCCCUUGUCGUCUUCUUCGCCAUCAUGCUACACAAAGCUCCUGCUGCGUUCGGUCUUACCUCUGUAUUGCUGAAACAGGGUUUCUCGAAGCGACGAAUCCGCACACACCUCGCUAUGUUCAGCUUAGCAGCCCCCGCAGGUGCUGUAUUGACCUGGUCCAUCGUACACCUACUUGGUCGCGGGCGCCUGGGUGGAGAUGAUGGUCUGGCAUGGACAACCGGAUGGGUUCUGUUGUUCUCGGGUGGAACCUUCUUGUAUGUGGCCAUGCACUCUAUGACCGAAGCCACAAAUUCCCACGAAGCCCCCGUGAUCAACGGCUACAUUGACCACCACAUGCCGCAACCGAGCGGUCUUUCCAGAUCCGACAUCGCCAUUGUUCUGUCCGGCAUGCUCGUGCCCCUCGUAACCCAGGUCGGACAUCACCAUUAAUGCAGCAUUUCUUCGGCGUUCGUUUGCGUGUCGUUCGAAAAGGAAAAUGGAUUAAUGACUGAGCGGUGUUCGGGAUGAUACCACAUAUUGUAGAUUACUUUUUGACAUGUCCAUGAUUGAGUAGGCGGGGAUCUGGAUCAGAAUUGGAAGUGUGGUAUAGAUAUGUACAACAGGUAUAACAAGUGGUG